UUAGUCCUCUCUCCGAUUUAACUUCGCUGCCAUCGCCAUUCGAGGCGCAUGCGCGACAGAGAGAGAACCCGUCCGAUAAAACACUGGCAGUUGAGGAGAGGAUUCACGAGGGCUUGUUACGCGUUCUUUGUCCCAUUUCGCGGACGCGGGGUCUCCCGAGGGCGGCAGAGGAAGGCAGGGUGGAGGGAGUCGCGUGCAUCGGGUCUCUCGCUUCCCCGGGCUGUCCGCGGCGACGACGCGCGAUGACGAGGGAGUGAGAUAUGCGCAUGGGAAGAGCAGCGCCGGCGUCGCGACUGAUCAGCGUGAGCCGUAAUAAGAGCGACACCUCUUGACGUUUCUUCCCUCAGCCUCACCAGGUCGACCGCGAGCACCCUACGACGUCUCCAUCGCCGGCGAUGCCGAUCCCCGGCCGUUACGUUGUGUCGCCUCGACGGCAGGACGCGGUGACAGGGCGACCCUCGGCGGCACCUCGUCCCCGCGGAUGAUCGUCGGCGUCGAGCCUUUGGAUUGUCAGAUCGUUCCUCAGAGCACCACACAGCUGUACGCACAUGAAAUGGGUAGCGCUUGGUGGCAGUGCGCCGCUUGUCUGAGAACGCAGGAAGAGGAUAUUUGCGAGCUGCAACUGAAUCACUGUAAUCUCUAUGAUGUACCACCCGAUGUGUUCAUUUACGAAAGAACAUUGGAAAAGUUGUAUCUCGACGCUAAUAGAAUAAAAGAUCUUCCCAGGCCGUUGUUCCAGUGCCACGAGUUGAGAGUGCUCUCGCUUAGCGAUAAUGAGAUUGCUACGUUACCACCCGCCAUAGCGUCGUUAAUCAACCUGGAACACUUAGAUCUCAGUAAAAACAGUAUAAAGGACUUGCCAGACAGUAUCAAAGAAUGCAAGAGUCUUCGCUCCAUAGAUAUCAGUGUCAAUCCCUUCGAUCGUUUUCCGGACGCUAUAACGCAUAUCGUUGGUUUGCGCGAGCUUUACAUAAAUGACGCGUAUAUAGAAUACUUACCGGCUAACUUUGGACGACUGUCAGCCUUGAGGACGCUCGAGCUGCGGGAGAAUAAUAUGAUGACGUUGCCUAAGAGUAUGAGCCGUCUCGUCAACUUGCAGAGGCUCGAUAUCGGCAACAAUGACUUCACAGAGUUGCCUGAAGUCGUUGGGGAUCUCAUCAAUCUCACAGAAUUGUGGAUCGAUGGCAAUGAUAUCAGGCGUGUCCCGGCGAACGUCGAGCAGCUCUAUCGCUUGAACCACUUCGACUGCACGAUGAAUGCGAUACACGCGCUCCCGUUGGAGAUACGCGGCUGGCGCGACAUCGGGAUCAUGAAUCUGUCCUCGAACGAGAUGUACGAGCUGCCCGACACCCUGUGUUACCUGCGCACGAUCGUCACCCUCAAGAUCGACGACAAUCAAUUGAACGCACUGCCGAACGACAUCGGCCAGAUGUCGAGCUUAGAGGAGCUUAUAAUCACUAAGAACUUUCUCGAGUACUUGCCAUCUUCGAUAGGCUUGUUGCGCAAGCUGCACUGUCUCAACGCGGACAAUAAUUAUCUGCGGGCGUUGCCGGCCGAGAUUGGCAGCUGCACGGCGUUGUCCCUACUCUCCCUGCGGUCGAACAAUCUGACUCGCGUGCCGCCUGAGCUCGGCCACUUGUCCUCGUUGCGGGUGCUUAAUCUUGUCAACAACUGCAUCAAGUUUCUACCGGUCUCCAUGCUCAAUUUGAGCAACCUGAAGGCGUUGUGGCUGAGCGACAAUCAGAGUCAACCGUUAGUGCCGCUGCAACAAGAGUUCAACUGUGAAGAGGACAUGAUGGUGCUGAGCUGUUUCAUGCUGCCCCAGAAACCACGGCAGGAUCUGGAACAAAUGGCGCAGACCACAGGACCGAUUUCGAGUUCAAUCAUCGGAACCGGCAAGAGAAUAUGUUUCGCUGCUGAGGUAGAUUCCGAAGUCCCCAGACAACUUCAUCGAGCACCAACCCCUUAUCCCAAGGAGCUACGCAACCUUGCUAGGCACGCUCGUAAUCUGCAUCAUCAGUCCAUUCACGAUCAAAGAAACACGCCUUCGUCUAUAAUCUCUAUCGAUCGUAACACGGCAAAAAGCUACAGUAAAAGCAACAGACCGGUUGAACCGGGAACGGCAGAACACUCGGUCUCCGAGGAAUCGUCCGACGAGGCGAACAAGACCGUGUUGGCGAAGGAAAAGAGCCCGGAUAUCCGGGAGGCCAAGUACAUUCGCAAUCCCACAUCAGAGUAUAUCGCGAAAACGCCAACGGUAUCCGACUACGUCAACUCCACGUGGAAACCGGACGAGUAUUCCAAGGCGAAUACGGCUAAGAUAGUAGAGUCUGACAAAUUUAUUGAACCCUACAAGGCGGCAGUCGAUGCGACUGACGGCAAGCAGACAGCACGGAUAAACGUUGUGCCGAAAUCGUGCGACGUUCCUCCAGCUCCGCCGCCAUAUCACAUCGCGGCAGCGUUUUCCAAGAAGGCCGCUCUUUUCCAGCAAUUCAACAAUCCGAUCGAAGCGGACCCGCAAUUAGUUCCACUCUCGUUACCUUUCAACUCGUCGUUAAACUCGGCCGAGGUGUUUCCAGACGUAUCGAAACAGAAGAACCUUGAUACGAAUCCGGACUUGGUAAAGGUCGAAGAAUACAUAGUACCAGGUGAUUCGACGAAUAUCGCUAAUUCAAACGCGUCGGUGAAUAACGGACGGAUGGAUCCUCUCGACCGAGUGACGGCGGAUGAAACUUGCACGCCGAAUCUGGAUGCCAGCGGCGAUUCUGAGCAGAACGAUCGGGCCUUCAAACCGAGCAAAAUUCCCAUUCUCAAAACAAAGCACGUGGAAAACUCGAGUAACGACGCCAUCUCGAUCAAGGUUCCGGAGGAAUACGACGCGAGCAGAACGUUAAACGUGGCUUACUCCGGCAUCCCUACGUCGCCGGUAACGGGAAAGAAAUAUCGUAGCCCGUUAUCGGCGCCGGCGAAGGCGCUCGAUCGAUCGAGGAAGCUGCAGAAUGGGAACGUCACGAACAACAAUUUAUGCGACAACGUCAAUUUAGUCGAGGCGCCGAAUGUCGGUCAAGCAAACGUCGUCACUCCCAUUCAAACGAGCAGAAGCGUCGCCGACGAAUCCAGCAUCGCUCUUGCUGUCGCUAAGAACGAAACAAGCUCGGGUCGAAACACGCCGAAUCUCAAUACGGGUAGUAAAUCUCAGGGCGACACGAGCAACGUCGAGAGCUUCAAGGAACACGCGAGUCCUGCGUUGAGCGAAAUGUCUGCCUCGGAGAAAAAGCCAAAGUUCAAAUGGAUGUUCGGUCCUCACAGAAACGCAAAUGUGCUGCCUGUUCAAAUAAAGAAGAAUCCAGGUCUCGGUUUCAGCAUAGCUGGCGGGGUAGCGGGUGCAGAGACCGGAAUAAUCGUGACGAAGGUGAAUCCGGAUGGGCCAGCUCAGGGUACUCUUCGACCGGGAGACAAGAUCCUGGAAGUAGACGGUAUUGAUUUCACCAAAUCUGAUCACAAUAAUGCCGUUGCCGUUCUGCGUGCCACCGGUGCUGUUGUUUCUAUGAUGAUAAGUCGCCACCAAUGAUUGUAAGUUAUUCGAAGAAAAAACACAAAGGGGAAAACUUUUUCUAAUUCUUUUAGAUGACGUACGAUCGCUUUACAUACUUCAGACUGAGUACAUUUUAUAUAGCUCUAACAUAUAUAUACAUAUAUUUAAAUAUAUUCUUUAAUAAAAAUCCAUGAAUCGCGUGAUGAACGCGUCACGUUCGCGAAAAAAUGAGAGAGAUAUAUAGAGCGCCUGACAUAUUAUUGAUCCAUUUGCAAUUAUUGGGAUUAUUUGUACUAUUGAAAAAUGUUUCAAGUGAAACUUAAGGAUUUUGAAGGGAAGAGAUUACAACAUGUGGUAAAAACAUGAUUUCUUUAUAUCUAAUUUUUUUAUUUCGCUAAGUAAAAAUCAUCUUCAUCUUUUCGAUCUUCAUCAUACCUCUUUGAAGAUUAGUUAAAAAAAAAAAAAAACAUUAAAUGAGUACCAAACAAGAUUUGAGUUUAUUCGAGAUUAUCAAUAAUAAUCAAUUGAAAUUCUCCAAUCUUUCCUGGGAAUGUGAAACAUUUUUCAAUAAUAUUUCAAUAUUUGUGUGCAUCGAUCAAAAUGGGGCAUUCUGUAUACAAACAUAAAUAUAUAUAUAUAUUUGUGUCGAAUAAGAUUGUAAACGAGCUGAGAUACUGCCGUUGAUUGUUUCGCGAUCAACGCAGGAUACGAAAAAGGUGUGUGUGAUGAUCCUCGUGAGAAUAUAAUAUUAUAGAGUAUGUUAUUUUUCAAACACUCUAUCUAUGCGAACAAAUUAAAUGAGCAAUCUAUCCGUUAUCAUAGCUCCUCCUCGACUAGAACAAUAACGUCUUUUCCAAUAUCUCUAGCUCCGCGCGUGUGCGGAUGAUGAUGUUGAUAGAAUAGUUGAUUUAUAUCUAUAUCUGUGCGUUCUCUCCUCGACGAGAGUGCCGACAAUGUGCCAGAAAACAAAGUACUAUUUAUUAUCCAUAUACAUAACAUAUAUUGAGAAAAAAGAUAUAUGCAUAUACAAAUAUUAUAUAUAUAUAUAAACAAAUUUAUAUCUGUAGAAGAGAAGGAAAGUUAGACAAGGUUCCCACAGAUUCCAGUGGUGUAAAUAGAGCUCCCAAUUAUCCCUGCGUAUCAAAGUGUUUGUUAAAGAGAGUUCUACAGGCUAUUUUGCCGACCCACUUCUUCUUGUGCGAUUUGAAGUUGGUUUUCUCUUCGCUAAAGUCAACUAAAGAAAGUCGACCGAAAGGUACCAAGUAAAAUUAAUCUGUUACGUCUUUCAUAUCUCUAGUAUUGAUUACAAAUUUUCUGCCAAGAAAGAAAAUCGACUUCGAAUUCCUCGAGGAACCUACAGAUGAGAUUCGGCUACAUACUUUUGGAGGAGCGUAUGGAGCUCCGUUUCAUUGUAAUCGAAUCCUUUUUAACGUGAUUCGAAUGUAUAGCGAUCAGUUGUUGAGACUAUGGUAAUUGUUAUUGCGUACGGCAAAGCUAUAAAUUCUAUGGUUUGAUCGACGUUGUAAAGAUGGGGGAGAUGAGAGUAAAAUCACGAUGUUACAUUUCAAUCGAAUGUUCGAUUAUUAUUCCCUUUGAGGCGACAAACCAAAAAACGCAGCUACUCGAAUCGGAUGAUUUUGGUGUAAUUGAACAUUCGGGGUUAUUAUUAGUAAUAGAGACGCUUCUCUUUGCUGUGGGAUCCUUGUCGUACUUGUCUGAGUAGAAGAGAAAAGAAAAUAUUCUUCUAUGUGCCGUACUUAUAUCGAUAAUAAUGUUUAUACUUCAGUGUCAGUGUCUCAGAGUCUCCCCCAGAGUCGUUCAACAGUAGCGACGCAGAUUAUCCACUACGGAUUUCUCUCUCUCUUGCACUUUCAAAAAUUUACUCUUUGAACGACCGUCAUUUUAGGAUCCUUCAACACUGGCGCAUAUUUUUAUAACAUUAACGAAGGAUGCAUCUCCAAUCCUUUAAUUACUGUGUUAAAUAUUAAAGACGAUAUUUCGUUUAUAUUUCAAUGCUUUUACAUCAGUAUACGAGAUGUACUAAUUGAAGACAGUAUAUAGAAUAUAUCUAUUGGAAACAAAUUAUAUUAAUGAUUAGGUUAAUAUAUAUUCGACGCAUUAUACAGGGUGUUUCAGACCAC
This is a messenger RNA of Camponotus floridanus (Florida carpenter ant), 5676 nucleotides long. RefSeq names its product protein lap1 (gene Lap1). The transcript has 10 exons. Gene Ontology annotation, molecular function: protein binding. Gene Ontology annotation, biological process: neurotransmitter receptor transport postsynaptic membrane to endosome; neurotransmitter receptor transport, endosome to postsynaptic membrane. Gene Ontology annotation, cellular component: postsynaptic density; postsynaptic membrane; adherens junction. The record is from RefSeq and is a predicted model, not a curated record. The coding region runs from base 482 to 3571 and encodes 1029 amino acids. NCBI's taxonomy places the organism in Eukaryota, Metazoa, Arthropoda, Insecta, Hymenoptera, Formicidae.